Messenger RNA from Callorhinchus milii (elephant shark), 1384 nucleotides. It is a transcript of the gene mettl4, whose product is annotated as methyltransferase 4, N6-adenosine. The transcript has 2 exons. Gene Ontology annotation, cellular component: cytosol; nucleus; RNA N6-methyladenosine methyltransferase complex. The record is from RefSeq and is a predicted model, not a curated record. The annotation marks the transcript as partial. Gene Ontology annotation, molecular function: site-specific DNA-methyltransferase (adenine-specific) activity; RNA methyltransferase activity. Lineage: Eukaryota; Metazoa; Chordata; Chondrichthyes; Chimaeriformes; Callorhinchidae.
GCUGGUGAUGGCGGUGCUGAGGCAGGAGGAGGCGGGGUGGCUGCUCGACCAUCUCUCCCACAUCAACAACAGCUAUCGCUGCUGUCACGGCCCCGGCGGCUCCGGCCCGAGCGCGGGCGGUUACGUGUUCCGGCCCGAGUACUUCUCCCUCCUGAGGCCGCACAUCCUGGCGGGUGGCGGGGGCGAGGCUGCGGGAGAGGCCGGGGCUGAGGGAGAGGCCUCGGCGCGGAGGCGGCGGAAGCGCCGGUGCCGGGAACUGAACACGGGGGAGGCGGAGGCGCGGGAAUAUCACGCCGGAGUCAGGCUGGCCAUCGAGAGCGGCGCCCGGCGGCUGCUGGCGGGAGAGAGCGAGGCCCGGGGACCCGGCCUCGGCCUGGAUCUCACCGCAGGCCCCGGCUCCACCGCGGGCCUAGGCCGCACCGCGAGCCUCGGCCUCGCCUCAAAGCCCAGCCCGGCGCCCCCCGGGGACCCCCGGCUGGCUGAGCUGUGCCUGAUGGCGGCCCGGCUGCCCCGGGGCCCGGGCGGUGGGCCGCAGGCGUUGGGGGAGACACCGGCCGAGGAGCUGGACCUGUUCGGCCGAGUGACGGAGAACCGGUCGGGCUGCGCGCGGGUGGCCCGGCUCCUGGGGCAGCCUUACCUCCUGCCGCCGGCCUCCCGCUUCCUCCUGUCCGACCUGAGCCGCCUGGAGCCGCUGCUGCUGCUGCUGACGACGACGACGGCGGCGGCGGCGGCGGCGCCCGAGGCCUCGGGGGGUCGGUACGGGCUGAUCACGCUCGACCCGCCCUGGGAGAACCGGUCGGUGAGGCGGAGCGGCCGCUACCCGAGCCUGGCCCCCGCGGACAUCAAGCGGCUCCCGGUCCCCGCGCUGGCGGCUCCCGGCUGCCUGGUGGCCACGUGGGUCACCAACCGCCAGCGACACCGGCGCUUCGUGCGGGAGGAGCUGUACCCGCACUGGGGGCUCCGGGCCGCGGCCGAGUGGCACUGGGUCAAGGUCACCCGCGCCGGGGACUUCGUCUUCCCGCUCGACUCGCCGCAUAAGAAGCCGUACGAGACCCUGGUGCUGGGCACCUACGGCCCGGGCCCGGGCCUCACCCCAGCCCCGGGCUCCCUCCCGGGCCUCAUCCCAGACCACAGGCUGCUGGUCAGCGUGCCCUGCUCCCUGCACUCCCACAAGCCGCCCCUGGGCCCUGUGCUGGAGCUGGCCGGCCUGGUGGCCCCCGGGGCCCCGAAGCUCGAGCUGUUCGCCCGCAGCCUGCAGCCCGGCUGGACCAGUUGGGGCAACGAGGUCCUCAAGUUCCAGCACCUGGAUUAUUUCCUCAAGGCGGGCACUGGGCAGGGCUGCUGCCCACAGGCUGGCACCUCACCCUCACCCUCACCCGCUCAC